AUUUCACAUUAGAUGAUCCACCUUUCAUAGUAUGUGAAAUAAUACUUUGCCUCUACUAUGAGUCUAUAUCACAUUAUCACUAGUCAUUGUCGUUGUCUCUCAAUACUCAGCUGUGGUGCAACACUUCUUGGAUAAGCUCAUUUGACUUUCACUACUUUGAUCCUUGAUUUGUCGAGAAAUUUUCUUUGUUCUGUAUCCCUCAUCAAAAACCUCUCCAUUAGGCAUUGAUCUGUCUGAUCUUAUAUAAUCCUUAGAGAACUAUAUACCAAUGGUGAUUCUCUCUUGUAGGACUGCAAGGUUUCACAUCAGAUUUGAAGGGAUAUCCGAAUAGCAGAAUCUAGCUUGGAGGCUCAUUUACUUAAAGGCAUGGAGAAUUCAGAUGGUUCAUCAACCAUGAGAAACUUUGCAUUCAAAGGAAGACUGUUACCGCUGCCACCUAAUACCUUCGAUUGCAUUUUUCCAUCUGAUGAAAAUUGCAUUGCCAAUCCCACUGUUAGAUCAGAAGGUUAUCCAAAGCCUACGGGGGGAUGCCACCAACGUACAUCAUCCGAUAGCUUUCUAUUAGAGGAACAACCCGCUUGGCUUGACGAAUUGCUUAAUGAGCCAGAGAUACCUGUGAGCAGAGGUCAUCAGCGUUCAUCAAGUGACUCUAUUGCAUCCUUAAAUGGACUAGCUAAGUCCUUUAGAGAAGACAGAUACAAGUUCAAAAACAAUCCUGAAGCUGGACCUUCUAGGGGAUUUUCUAGUUUUGAUCAUCAUAAAGGUUUGUCACAGGCUUCCUUGCAUGCAAAUGCAAGCACUUCUCAUGUGCAUCAAAAUAAGGCACGGAAAUCAUCCUCCACUUCUGUUACCUCCUCAAGCAGAUCUUUAUUUACAAGUGAUGGCAUUAGUCUUCAAACCUCAGGAUCAUCAUGCACUCCACAAGAACCUGAUGGCAUGCCAUCUAAAGCCAUUGUAAAGAAAGAUGGAAAGGAUCCAGAACUCUCUUCAUUUAGAAGCGAUUGCAGCCAGUCUAAUCCAACUACAUCCAGGGCAGAUUUAAAGCGUGCUAAACAGCAAUUUGCCCAACGGUCCCGACUCAGGAAACUUCAAUAUAUAGCUGAAAUGGAAAGAAAUAUCCAAGUUUUGCAGGCAGAAGGAUAUGAAGUCUCAGCUGAGCUUGAAUUUCUUGACCAACAGAAUCUUAUAUUGGGCAUGGAAAACAUGGCCCUCAAGCAACGGUUGGAAAGUUUAUCUCAAGAGAGAUUCAUAAAACACUUGGAACAGGAUAUGCUACAAAAAGAAGUCUCAAGGCUUCAAAAUUUAUACCAACAGCAGCAGCAGCAGCAGAUGCAUUCAAAACGUCAUCAAAUCAACAGUACAAAUCUUGAUUCCCACACCUCCAUAAUACCAAAGGAAGCUGGUUCCUGAGAAUGCAAUUAGCAGCUGACAAGACAAAAGAUAUCAUACAUAGAUGGAUUAAUAUUCUCAUUAUCUAAUCUAUAUUCUCUUUCUUUUUUUAUGAAAUUUGGAAACUAGUAAGGCCUUAUUAUUAGAGCCUUUGUCACUUUUGUUGUUAUGUUAUAGGUAUAUGCCUUGUUGGUAAAUCCUGGGAAAAGCCAAUCUCUUGGAAUUGAGCUGGCCCGGAAAUACCAAAUGAGAUUGUAUUGGUUAUUCUCCAUAACAUGGCUUGCAUAGUAUGUUCUUUGUUUGUUUGUGACUUCCAUAUGUUGCCUCAAAGUGAAAGAGAUUUCAAUAAACUACAGAAUUUGGUUU
Messenger RNA from Quercus robur (English oak), 1755 nucleotides. RefSeq lists its product as uncharacterized. Gene Ontology annotation, molecular function: DNA-binding transcription factor activity. Gene Ontology annotation, biological process: regulation of DNA-templated transcription. Lineage: Eukaryota; Viridiplantae; Streptophyta; Magnoliopsida; Fagales; Fagaceae. The transcript has 5 exons. The record is from RefSeq and is a predicted model, not a curated record. Bases 367 to 1410 code for a protein of 347 amino acids.